Molecule: messenger RNA, 444 nt
Organism: Brenthis ino (lesser marbled fritillary)
Lineage: Eukaryota; Metazoa; Arthropoda; Insecta; Lepidoptera; Nymphalidae
Source: the annotation of a GenBank genome assembly
AUGGGUGAUCAAGACAAUGAAAAUAGAGAAGUAUUCCUAGAUUAUUUCUUUUGUAACCAAAAAAGAAUGAAGUUCGUGAUUCUCUGUGCUCUGGCUUUGGUAGCGGUGGUUUCAUCUCGCCCAGAAACUAAGUACACAGAUCGUUUUGACAAUAUCAAUGUCCCAGAAAUUUUAGCCAACAAGCGCCUACUUUCUGCUUAUGUUUCGUGCGUGCUUGAGACUGGCAAGUGUACAAACGAGGGCCGCGAACUCAAAUCUCACAUUAGAGAGGCUAUGGAAAAUGAAUGUGCAAAAUGUACUGAAGUGCAACGCAAAGGCACAAGAACUGUCAUCGGACAUUUGAUCAAUCAUGAAACGGAAUACUGGAACCAGCUCGUCGCCAAAUACGACCCAGAUCACAAAUAUGUUGUUAAAUAUGAGAAAGAACUUAGAACUAUUAAAGCU